AUGUCUAUGGAUAUGGCCGCAGGUCAAUACCGGCAACAUAUGUCAAGCGCUGCUGCGUAUUCGCAACCCGAAAGCCUUCACUACGAACACCAACAUGGCGCAGAUCCUGAACGCUACUACACCAAUCAACCGUAUUAUCCCUCGCACGAAGACGACGGUCUGAACUACUCGUCUCAUGAAGAUCACAAUCCUAUCACCACUGCCUCCUACGACAACCCAGCCACGACCUUGCCGUAUCACAUCCGCAAUCAGUCUACUGCCCAUGAUCAAUAUGAUGGCGCGCCCAUUCCUCCUCCUAGGACAUCUUCUCAGCAGCAGGGCUCUCCACGCGCCCCUGUAGCUCCUUCAACUGCUCCAUUGGAGGCAAGAGUAGCUGCAGCACGACAGGUGAGACAAAAUGCACCAGAUUCGCACGCUGGUCGGGUUCAGAAUCGUGUCGGAGAUUACAAUGAAGAAACACGAGAUAGGUCUCGGGAUGAUACAUCAACGGCCGCUGCGUCCACUGCACGUAGCCGACGAAAGGGUCCUGCCAGUCCCGACGGUCCACACCGUGCCGCAAGCACACGAGAACGAGGUGCACACACUGCGCCUACCCAAAGUCGGUCUGAAGCCACCAUGCACCCAUCUAACACCGCCGCCUCUCUGGCACGCGAGUAUAGCGAUGUGAUCAACAGAGUGGUCGUAUCUGAUCCACAAGAAGAUAUUGAAAGAGCCCAAGAAAGAAUUGCCGAAGCUCAACCCAUGAACCCAGAUACCCGAAACGUCCCCGAUCUCGAUGAUGAUAUUCUGCCUCCACCAGGACCAGCUCGUCGCCAAGACUACUCCAAGUCAUCUCGGCGCAAGGACGUCCAAUUCGGGGACUACGUGCUUGGUCAGACGCUUGGUGAAGGUGAAUUCGGUAAGGUCAAGUUAGGCUGGAAGAAGGACGGAAGCACUCAGGUGGCGAUCAAGCUCAUUAGGAGAGAGACGGUCGCCUCAAACCCGACACGACUUCCCAAAAUCUAUCGCGAGAUUUCCAUCUUGCGUGAUCUGGCGCAUCCGAAUAUCGUCCGACUCCAUGAAAUGGUCGAGACAGAACGACACAUCGGCAUCAUUUUGGAAUAUGCCUCUGGAGGCGAGCUGUUCGACUACAUUUUGAAUAACCGAUAUCUCAAAGACCCCGCGGCCAGGAGACUGUUCGCGCAGCUUGUUUCGGGAGUCGGCUACCUCCACAAGAAAGGCAUUGUCCAUCGUGACCUGAAGUUGGAAAACCUCCUGCUCGACCAGAAUCGCAACAUCAUCAUCACAGAUUUUGGAUUCGCUAACACAUUUGACCCCAAAGACGACCUGUCUGAUGAAAUUGUAUACAACCUUGGUAACAAGGAGUUUAUCCGGAAGUUCAAACUCGAUCGACUGGAUGCCCGCGGAAUGAGAAGAGGCGACCUGAUGCAAACCAGCUGUGGCAGCCCUUGCUAUGCUGCCCCUGAACUGGUGGUCAGUGACUCCCUCUACACCGGCCGGAAAGUUGAUGUGUGGAGUUGUGGAGUUAUUCUGUACGCUAUGCUGGCAGGAUACUUACCCUUCGACGACGAUCCUGCAAACCCUGAAGGUGACAACAUCAAUCUCCUCUACAAGUACAUAACCACCACCCCAUUGACGUUCCCGGAAUAUGUCACGCCCCAUGCGCGAGAUCUUCUUCGCCGAAUUCUAGUUCCAGACCCUCGAAAGCGGGCCGACUUGUUUGAGGUUGCCCGACACAGCUGGCUCAGUGAAUAUCAGCAUGUGGUGUCCGAUAUGACCAGCAGUACCACCAAUGUCGCCGAGAUUCCGCAGGGCAGUGUUCGAGCUGAAGAUGAGGAACGGCCCGCCGUCAAUAGAAGUGCGUCAGUACGUGAAGUACCAGCGAAACAUAGUCGGGCUUCUCCCGGCGCCCUUGUGCGCUCCCCAGAGGGACUGUUGCACGAAGGCGACGAGGAAUCCACCGGUUCACGGAGAACCCGUCAUACACUGCAACCCGAAUAUGUCCCUCCCCAGACUCAUACGGCUCGUGGACAAACUGGCGUCGCAACAGGACCAGCAGUCAGUCACACUCAACAAGAGGCAACUCGUGUUGUCGCCCCCAUGCAGCCAAUAUCGUUGUCAAAACCGCUACCUCAGGAUCCACCUGUCGAGUCUACGCGAGAAAGAGUGCAAACCGCUUCGCAACAGAAGAUGCCGCCUGUCCGUCCCGUUCGGGAGAUUCCAAGAUCGGUCUCGGACUCAACUAGCGCCUUUGGCAGCAUUCCAGCACCGACGAACCAAUACGUGACCAGGCCUAGCACCCAAGGAUCGAUGACAUCUGCAAGUGGGCCAGUCAACACCAGAUCCGAUCUUCGUCUUCCGUCCCGGGGAUCGUAUGGUCAGCCAGUGGCACCGACAGUGGCUGCAACCAACGUCCAGGGUCGGGUUACGCAACCAACCAAGACCAGUCGGGGUUACAACAUUUCUGGUCCUCUGCCACAAUCGGGCGCCCAAAACUCCAUUGGACAACCGAUGACGACGCCGAUGCCGCCGCCUAGCUCGCAGCAACCACAGAAAGCCGCUCACCACCGACGGUCGAGUACAUUGAGUGGGCUCGGAGAGCGACUCUUUGGCAGAUCCAAUUCUGUGGUGAAAAAGGACGUCGAGCGACCAAAGAAUUCGCGAAAGUACCCGCCUACCAGCAUGAAAGAGUAUCCAUCGGAUGCACAACCUCGCAUGUCAACAGAUUCGAAGCGAUCUUUCUCUUUUGGACUAGGCAAGAAGAGGAGCACGGACAUGGAGAAUCAGGCGCAAACAGAGAAGCCGGUACGACGAUUUUCACUUAUUCCUAGUUCGAUGUCAUUCAAAGGUCUGAUGGGGGGAGUUAAGGAUGAAUAUUCCUCUAAACCGAGCACCCCGCAAGGUGAGCGCUUUGCUCCGGCGGCUUCGAGUCGAGCCACCGCCAGCCAGGAACAGAUGAAUCAACACAUUGCGAAUACAGAUGGACAGUAUGACGAACCGAGGGCGGUCAAAUACAACAACUUCUCACGACCACCUCAGUCCCAAUAUCAGGCACCACGCGUCCCGCCAACACAGACCAUGAACGAUGUCUAUGGUGGAACUGCUGUGUAUGCUCCGCAGGGACAGAGUGUCCAUCAACGUCAACAAAGUGAGCCUAUGGCGCACAUGAUGGCGUAUCCCGAAGCUGUUCAACCAAGCGGUCGACCAUCAAUGCAACAGGGGCGCCCAGCUCGAGGAGUACUGGUCAAGAACAACCGCAAGUUCACUGAAGCAUACGACCACGAGCAGGGGCCGACGCAUCACAGCGGAAGGUCCGGGGCUGUUAAGAAAGUCCAAGAUUUCUUCCGUCGACGUCGAGCACCCACGGACGCCGACUACCGAUGA
Molecule: messenger RNA, 3384 nt
Organism: Fonsecaea erecta
Lineage: Eukaryota; Fungi; Ascomycota; Eurotiomycetes; Chaetothyriales; Herpotrichiellaceae
Exons: 4
Coding region: 1-3384 (1127 amino acids)
Biological process (GO): intracellular signal transduction; protein phosphorylation; microtubule cytoskeleton organization
Cellular component (GO): cytoplasm
Molecular function (GO): ATP binding; tau-protein kinase activity; protein serine/threonine kinase activity
Source: RefSeq, a predicted model, not a curated record